Molecule: messenger RNA, 3344 nt
Organism: Scylla paramamosain (green mud crab)
Lineage: Eukaryota; Metazoa; Arthropoda; Malacostraca; Decapoda; Portunidae
Product: juvenile hormone esterase-like
Source: RefSeq, a predicted model, not a curated record
GUUUUCUGUCGACGGAGGAUUCUGUGAUGCCGGGGAACUUCGGACUAAAGGAUCAGACCCUCGCUCUCCGCUGGGUGCAGAGGAACAUUCAUCACUUCGCAGGCGACCCGGAUCGUGUGACGCUUUUCGGCGAGAGUGCAGGUGGCGCCUCUGUCCACUAUCACCUGUUGUCUCCACACUCCCAAGAUUUGUAUGCACGAGCCAUCAUGAUGUCAGGCACAUUGUUUAGCCCCUGGGCCAUGGGUGGUGCCUUCAGGGACGUGGCACUGCACACGGCCAGGCUAUUUGAGUGUCCAGAGCCCAGGGAGCAUCAUGCGGCACAGGAGGUCAGCCAGGAUUUGAUGCGCUGUCUUCAGGGCGUUGACGUGAAAAACUUGACCCUUUCCUUAAUGGAUCACGUGUCCUUCAACUUCAACCCGAUUUUAAUGGGACCGCGUGUGGACGGGGAUGCGCUGCCCGCCGAGCCCGAGGUGUUAAUGGUUGAAGGGAGAUACAAAGUCACUGACGUCACCUCAGGGAUCACAGCUCACGAGGGCGGACUUGCGAUGCCUCUGUUCAGCAGUGAGAGAAUGAUGUCUGACCUUGUAAAUAAAUUUACUGAAAUAGGACCAGCGUCCUUAGACCUUUGUACGGGCGAUGCAGCGCCUAUACAAUUAUCUCAGAAGAUAUUCGACCACUACCUUGGUGGCGUGAAGGUGAAAAAGACGGAUGCUGAUAAGAUAUGCCAACUGUUUGGUGACCGUCACUUUAACGUAGGUCACGAUCUGAUGUCGAUCCUCUACGCCAGAAACGCGUCGGCCAGCAGGAUAUUCCUUUACUCACUCGAUCAUCGCGGUCAGAGAUCCUUUGGCCAGUUUUUCGACACAGACGUUGGUUCGACAUGGGUAAAUCAUGUUAACGACCUGUUCUACUUUUUUACCAGAGGACAAACCAAAUGGAAGCCUCUUGAGAGGGACGAGGAUUUGAGACUGAGAGACAUUAUGAUGAAACUUUGGGUGAACUUCACUGCAUUGGGGAAUCCCACACCUGAUGAGUCUCUUGGAUUCAUCUGGCGACCUGCCACUGCUGAUGAAUUACAACACCUGUCCCUCACACCUACACCUGCAAUGAAGGGCGACACCAGGAGGGAGAUCAUUGUUCGCCACAGUAAAGAUCAGUGGCUUCACCCGAGUCAAAUCAGCCACUACAUAAAAAUUAGAAAAUACAUAGAUUCAUGGCAAAGCAUGAAAAAAACUGGCAUAUGGAAAUCUGCUUGGAAUUUUAUGGUUGAAGGUAGCUGUUACAGUCAAGUAUGCAGCAUAUGAAAUUGUAUGACAGGUGGUUUCACAUAGUUAAGAGUGUCAUAAUGACCUUGACCUCAGGAUGGAAAGAUGCUGGAGAGAAAAAGAUCCAACACCUGCAUUCAGCUUAUUCCAGUGGAUUGUUUGAUUAUAUAUCAGUAACAACACAUUGGAUAUAGAUAAAUGCAUUGAUCUGAAGUUCCCUUUCACUGGUGGUAAAACAGUGUGAUCAGCAAACAAGCUUGCGACCACUGCCUAACCCACUCUAUUCUCUUAAGCCUUGCACUAACAUUUCCAACUCUGCAUUAAUCUCUCUCAUGCAUCCAUACAAUAAAAUACUGAAUCACCAUGGAAUCAUCAAACUUCCCUACCUCAUUCGUCACUCCUCUCCUGCUCCUGUAACAAAACUCUCACCAAGCUUUCUCUCCACCCUCACACAGACACUUGCUGUCAUAUAAAAUGCCAAUGACUAUCCUACAACUUAGAUUUUGAAAACAUUCUAGAGCUUCUCUCUCAAUUCUAUUAUACACUUUUUUUUUUUUAGAUCUAUGAAGGCUGCAUGCAAUGUCUUGCCUUUUCCUAAAUACUCUUCUUUUAAGAUUUUAGUUGAAUAGGUCUUAUCUGUACUGCCUUUUCCUCUCUUAAAUCCUCCUCCUUCCUCACAAAUCUACGACCAAUGCUACAGUGAACAUAGAAACACACCCAUGUAUUGUCCCCUUCCUCCUUCAUAAACCUUUGUGUAAGGAAAGUAGGUCUGCAGGCUUGUGUUAAAAACCUCUGCACCAGGAUCCAUGAAUUGAGAUGCAUAAAUUUAAAACUGCCUCUCAAAUUAGCAUAUGUUUGAAUUUUUCAACCCAGUGUUUUUGUUAAUUUCUCAUGGAUUUCACAAUGUAUAGAAAACAUACAGGUACCAAAACAAUAGUAAAUCAUAGAUCUUUACAAAGCUUGGCACAGCAAUAAGGAAAUAUGUAAAUUGAAAGGACUGAAGGUCAGAACAGUGCAAGAUUUAAGGCUGACGGAGAGAAAGAAUUUCUGCUUCCUUGGAAACAGCCUGGGAGGCCUAGAAAAGUGUCCAGCAGAACCAUGAGUGUGAUAAGGCAAGAACUUGAAGCCAAUCCCAAAUCAGCAACAAAGGAACUGGCAGAGAGAAACCAUUCUCUCUGUCACUAUGUACAGUGCAAGAUACUGUGAGGUGUUACCUUCAAUUAAAAUACUAUCAUGCAUGGAAGAACCCUCUGAUAAAUGAGCACCGGAGAAAAAUUAGGCUUCUUUUUCACUAAGAAGUACAAAGACUGUUGUCUCGAAAAGUGGCAGACUGUACUUUGGAGUGAUGAAAGCACAUCCUGUGUAAGUGGUGGAGACACAGCAAAAAAGUAUACCAUCGCCCUGGCUCUGACCCUAAAGAGCCAUGCUUCACAUGCAGGGCUACAAAGCAUCCUCCCAGUCUCAUGGUGUGGGGUUACUUUUCCUUUUGUGGUUUUAAGAGCCUGAAUGUGUUUCCAAGGAACACAACUGUUAACAAACAGGUGUAUUUUGAACUACAAAGCAUACCUUCUCAAAAACAGGCCUGGAGGCCUGUUUUGAGAAGGUAUGCACUCAUCUUCCAGCAGGAUGGAACAUCAUGCCACACAGCCCAUGACCCGACUCACUGGCUUGAUGACAUUGGCACUGAGAGGAUAAAGAACUGGCCAAGUAAUUCCCCCAAUAUCUCUUCUAUUGAAAAUCUCUGGGCCAUCAUUAAAGGCAAAUUACAUUCACAAGACACCUUCACAUUCCCCAGACUUGAAAUGAAGAUACAAAGAUGUUGAGAGGAAUUUAAGUCUGAGACACUGCAAAAUUUUCCUGAUAGUGUACCAUGUCAUCUUAAGAUGGUCAUCAAGAGGAGGGGCUAUGCAAUAAAAUACUAAGAAACUUAUGUAAGUAUUCAUAUUAUUGUUUAAACAACAAGUCACUGAAGGCAUGCAUAGAUUUUUGCAUCAAGUAUAUGAAUAGAGGUGGUUUGUUACUUUUGUAUGUAAAAAGACUGAGUUGUGUGUUAUAAAGAUGAGAAUAAAGGAGAAUAAA